UUGUGAUCUUAUCCAAAACCGUAUAUAGAAACCCUCUCCUUUUCUUCUUCUUCGUCGUCGUCGUCGUCGUCGUCGUAGUGUCACCACAGAGGAAACCUAGGGUUUCGAUCGAAGGAAGAGGAAGAGGCGAAAUGCUCGGAUCGAUCGUGCUCCGAUCCCCAACUCCAUCGUCGCACUACUCCGCCGCCGCCGGAGGUGUUGACGUGUCGCGACGUAAGUGGUCGAGCGUGGUUUGCGGGGCCCAGGGGAGGAGCGGUGGCUCCAUCCCCAAGCUCGAGCCCUUCAGUAGAAGCCGCAUCGAUCGCGGGAUUAGGGAUCCCCCUUUCUUACAAAAAACCGAGAACGAUCUCACAGAUUACUGCUCGACACUCGAGGGCGACGAAUCCUAUAACUGCUGGAGGGCCUAUUUUGCACUUAAAGAUCUCCAAAAAGAACUGCCUAGAGAGGACGUUGAGAAAUUCAUCAGACAAGCUGGCGGGAUAAAGUCUCUAAUCGAUUGUCUUCAUGGAAUCACCGCAAUGCAAAAGAAGAAAGAGAAAGAAGCGCAAAAACCAGCUUUGUCGACUUCAGAGGCACAAAGGGAAAGACCUUUUCCGAUACCCGACGGGCUACCGAAAACCAAAGACGAGCUCGAAGAAGAAGAGAAGGCUCGCAUGCCCGACUCUCCGUUCACCAGGCUACUGAGAAGCAAAGGGCGCCAUCCUGCGUGGUAUACGCCGGCGCCUGAUCAUGAAACAUAUUAAGUUGUUUCAUAAGAGCUUAAUGUGUGAAAUUUUUGUACAUAAAUUGCGUGUGCGCUGUAGGUUCCUCGCAACGUGGUUUUCUUUCUAGAACAGUAUCGGUAGCAGCUAUAAGUGCGAGUAUUUCUGAAAGUUGAAUUAUGCUGUAAAAUGUGUGUUGUUGUAUAAUGUACUGUUCAAAGUUGUCUCUUACUUUUUUUAAUUGUCUUUUUCUUUGACGUUGUUAAUUGUAUAUAAAACUAUCUCCGAAGAAAGUGGUUAGAGGAAAGUAUCUGCCAAAUUUCGCAGAUUUAUGA
Messenger RNA from Ananas comosus (pineapple), 1036 nucleotides. Its product is annotated as CCG-binding protein 1. Gene Ontology annotation, biological process: pollen tube guidance. Gene Ontology annotation, molecular function: mediator complex binding. The record is from RefSeq and is a predicted model, not a curated record. Gene Ontology annotation, cellular component: cytosol; nucleus. Bases 132 to 743 code for a protein of 203 amino acids. Lineage: Eukaryota; Viridiplantae; Streptophyta; Magnoliopsida; Poales; Bromeliaceae. The transcript has 3 exons.